Molecule: messenger RNA, 2914 nt
Organism: Bactrocera latifrons
Lineage: Eukaryota; Metazoa; Arthropoda; Insecta; Diptera; Tephritidae
Gene: Golgin97
Product: golgin subfamily A member 1
Exons: 7
Coding region: 386-2347 (653 amino acids)
Cellular component (GO): Golgi apparatus
Source: RefSeq, a predicted model, not a curated record
UCAGCUUUGGACGGACGGAUUAAAUUUUUCGAUGGUGGAAAACAUAAAAAUACCGACUGGUGUGUGAUUAUUUCCUGCUAAGCUGCAUUAGCAUAACUUUAAACGUAGCUAAUUUGCAUUUACGAUAACAAAAACCAAAAAGUAUAGCAGUCUGCUUUAACAUUGCGAAUGAUAACAGUCGAAAAAUCCAGUGUACAUAAGCAAAAAAUACCAAUACACAAAAGUGGUGAGGCAGAAGUCGAUGACAGGGAGUAGCAGCAAAUCGUAAGACUCGCCUGUGCCGUUUUAUGAAAUGUAAAUGACGGAUGUGGCAAUUGUUUUACACAACAUUAUUACUGCACUCAAUUACACAAAUAAGACUUUAUUUAAACAGCGGCAUUGAAAAAUGUUUGCUUCAUUAAAAAAUAAAAUCAAAGAGGAGACAGGUUCAGACGUGGCUUCAACAGCCACGAAUACACGGCACAUCAACCAUAACAACAAUCGGAUACGCAGCCGUUUCUCAUCGACAUUAAGUGUAAAUUCAACUAAUGAGGACGCCGGCGGAGGUGGCAGUGUGGACUCGCAGAGUUAUGGAGCGGAACAGCUCUCCACAUUGCGUAGUCAAUGCAAUGAGCUUACCACCAAGGUGACAGAUCUAACUACACGCUUGCAAACAAUUCAAGAGGAGAAGACACGCAUAGAAAAGACAAACGAAAUCCUAUUAGAAACUGUGAAAGUAGCGCAAACGCAAAAGGAUAUAUAUUGUGAAGAACAGGAAAAGAUACAAAAUCUACAACAAAGCGAAAUUGAGAAAUUAAAAAAUCUAUUAUCAUUCCGUGAGCAAGAAGCGGUUGAUCGUCUAGCAGCUAUGCGGCAAAAUCAGCAGCAAAUUGAAAACUUAACCGCAGAACUUGAACGACUGAAGCAAUAUGAGCCCAUGGUCGAGGAUUUACAGGAUGAAUUGGAACGUCUACGUCACUCUUCUCAACUGGGAAAAAAUAACUUAACCACAACAUUGGCCGCUGUUGAAGAAGAAAAUCGCCAUUUAAAGAUGCGUCUACAAAUUAUGGAACAAGCACGCUUGGACGCGAUUAAUUCAUUCAGUGCAGACGAGAAAAUGCAAGCGCUAGUGCAAGAACGUAAAAUGCUCGAACAGCAUUUAGAAGAAGCACAUCUGCAGCUAUCCGAUAUAAAAAGUACAUGGAGCGGUCAGAAUUUGUCAUUGGAAACGCAAGUUAGUCGACUGUCAAAACAAGUUGCCGAAGAGACGACCGAAAAACGCAAGGCGCUGCGAGCACGCGACGAUUUAAAUGAAAAAGUCAAGCAAUUAGAAUUCGAAAUGUUGAAGCUAAAGGACGAUAUGAAGCAGCGCGAAGAUAAGAUAAAGUUGCUCGAGGAGGAGAUAGACGAAUUAAACAUGGCGCUGAAGGAAUGUCGCGAGGAGAAUGAGCAACAAAUUAUUUAUGAACGCAAUAAGGCUGAAACACUAGAAAAUGAAACGAAAGAUCUAAAGUUGCGCAUCAGCACGGCAGAUGAACGUUUUAGUGAAUAUGCCACCAAUGCCGAACAUGUAGCACAAUCGCUCCGCCAGCAAAGUACACAAUUGCAAGAGCAGCUGAAUGAAGCGCAAAAUUUACUUGAAACCGAAAAGGAAGAAAAACUUACAGCAUUGUUGCGUAAUGCCGAAAUAUCACAGAGCGAGGAGAUAUUGCGUAAAGAGUUGCGCAUGGAGCGUGACGAAGCCAACGAACUGCACGAAAAGAACGAGCAACUAACCAGUGAAAUGAAGGUCAAAACACAAGAGUUGAAACAGUGUAAAAUCGAAAUGGAAGAAAUAAAGACUGUGAUGUAUAAGAAUGAAGAGAAGCUGAAGGAGAUCGAUGAAAUGCAACGCGAAAUAAGCGAGAAAAAUAAGACAAUAAAAGUUCUAAAUCAACGCUUGGCCGAUCUGAAGAAGACACUGCAAAAGGAGUUUCACAGCGCCAAAUCCUUCGAAGCUGAAAAGGAGCGUAACGGCAAUUGCAUUGCUGCGAAACCGCCAACCAAUGCAAUUGUGGUUGCCACCAGCGCGGCGGUUGCGAAUGAUACGUUAGCUUGUGAGCAUUGCGGUGGUGUGAGCGCAACCACAAGCAGUAGUAUAGUUAUGGACGAGGUCAAUUUUAAAUAUUUAAAGCAUGUAAUUGUGAAGUUUCUUACCAGUCGCGAGGUAGAAGCACGGCAUUUAAUACGCGCUGUUGCAACUUUGUUGCAACUCACCAAAGAUGAGGAGAAACUGCUGCAGGACACGCUCAAUUGGAAAAUGAGUUGGUUCGGCUCGAAACCAAAUCAUGGUAGGGGUCAACAUUCCUUCUCUAUACCACCGAGUUAAUACUAAAAAUCAUUUACGCACUUGAUAUAUAUUAUACUAGUUUAAUUUAAAAUUCAAUUGUUGCUAGUUAGUAUGUCCUAGCCAAACGACCAAUAGACUUUUAAAACUUCAGCAGCUACGAAUGCGAUUUUGCUCAUAGACAGCGUUUAAUAUAAGAAACAUAUUGACUUCAAUUAUUUUAUAUGCCACAUCUUGGAAUUUGAUUCAACACUACCAGCACCUAAUCUUAGCUAAUGAGCAAGAGGAAUUUAUAAAAAUACUUAUUACAACCUAGAUUAAUUUAAAAUCGCCAAAUCACUCGCUAUAACAUUUGUUUAUUUACAAAACUCGGAAAACGUUACAUAACUGUAUUACGAGUGUUGUCAAUUCAAAAUUUCAAAUUAUAUUAUAUUUAUUGAAGGACUUUAGGUUAUUAAGCUUUAUUAAGUGAAAAUCAUUAGCAAGUUUUAAUGUUGAUUGCAAAAUUUAUACGAAAUUUCGGUUAUUUAAGUUUUAAGUGAAAAUCCUGAGUAAAUUUUAAUGUAUGUAGCUUUAGUUAACGUGCAUAUUUAUUUCCUGUUAGCUUAU